Molecule: messenger RNA, 3026 nt
Organism: Drosophila suzukii
Lineage: Eukaryota; Metazoa; Arthropoda; Insecta; Diptera; Drosophilidae
Gene: twz
Product: BTB/POZ domain-containing protein twz
Biological process (GO): protein homooligomerization
Molecular function (GO): protein binding
Source: RefSeq, a predicted model, not a curated record
CGCUACCGUGAUUCAGUGUGUUUGUGCUGGUGGUGUUUGCUUUUGGCCUUUGACAACGUUAGCAGUUACGAUGUUAAUUGCGGCAGCUUAGUUGCAGGCCACAACAAAACAAGAACAACAGAGGCAAGAACGGACCACUUAAACCGGAAAUAGACUAUUAAACGUUCACACACACACACAUAUAAGGUCAUCACAUGGUGCGAAAGCCAAGCAGCUAAACAACAAACGGCGCUCUCUUUCUCUCCGCUGCCACUGCUGCUGCUGCUGCUCUCUCUCAAGGUCGUCGGCUUAACACAGAAGACGCCAGCAACGAACUACACUACACCCGCAACAAGAGGCAACUCGAACAGCAACACGCAACACGCAACUGCAACAACGACGCAACACGCAACUCGCCAUUAGCCAAACAACAUCCAUCAGCCAGCGAGGAAAUUCAGUUUUUGGCCAGCCAGGAAAUUCAGUCUUCGGCCAUCUUUCGACGCGAAUGCAAGUGAGGUAAAUUGCCAGCGCUCUAAAGUAGGCAACACUUAAGUCUAACUGUGAACGGUGCACUACGCCAAGCGGAAACGGAAGUAAACACUCGUUGGCGCGCGCAUCUGAUUGAAUUUGAAAUCGCUCAACCGAAGGCAGCAAGCGAUCACCAAUUGAAGAUACAUAUAGAGAAUAUCGAAGAGUCCCAAAGAUCUGAACAAAAAACGAAGAUUAUUUAUCUACGCGCGCGUUGUUAUAAAAAAGAGUUAAAGUGCAUUUCCUAAAUAUACCAACCUUUUUAACUCCAUUUGUUGCAUUGGAUCAACGAUCGCCGUUGACGGUGGAUUCCUCCUGCCCCAAACGGAAAAAAUGCGAUAUGGAUCGAGAGCGCGAAAGAGAUGUCAAGGCCCUGGAGCCACGCGACUUGUCCUCCACGGGCCGCAUCUACGCCAGAAGCGACAUUAAAAUCAGCUCCUCGCCCACCGUCUCGCCAACGAUCUCAAACUCCUCUUCGCCCACACCGACGCCACCCGCCAGUUCCUCAGUGACGCCGCUGGGACUGCCCGGAGCGGUGGCAGCUGCAGCCGCCGCCGUCGGAGGAGCCUCCUCGGCGGGGGCCAGUUCCUAUUUGCAUGGCAACCACAAGCCCAUCACCGGCAUCCCCUGUGUGGCAGCCGCCUCCCGCUACACGGCUCCCGUGCACAUCGACGUUGGCGGGACCAUCUACACCAGCUCGCUGGAGACGCUCACCAAGUACCCGGAGUCGAAGCUGGCCAAGCUCUUCAACGGCCAGAUACCCAUCGUUCUGGACUCGCUGAAGCAGCACUAUUUCAUCGAUCGCGACGGGGGCAUGUUCCGCCACAUUCUGAACUUUAUGAGAAACUCAAGACUUCUGAUUGCCGAGGACUUCCCGGACCUGGAGCUGCUGCUGGAGGAGGCUCGCUACUACGAGGUGGAGCCGAUGAUUAAGCAGCUGGAGAGCAUGCGCAAGGAUCGCGUUCGCAAUGGCAACUAUUUGGUGGCGCCACCCACUCCACCGGCUCGGCACAUCAAGACGAGCCCGAGGACCAGCGCAUCGCCGGAGUGCAAUUACGAGGUAGUGGCGCUGCACAUCUCGCCGGACCUCGGCGAGCGCAUAAUGCUGUCGGCGGAACGGGCUCUGCUCGACGAGCUCUUCCCGGAGGCCAGCCAGGCGACACAGUCGAGUCGCAGCGGAGUGUCCUGGAACCAGGGCGACUGGGGGCAAAUCAUCCGCUUCCCCCUCAACGGCUACUGCAAGCUGAACUCGGUGCAGGUGCUCACACGACUCCUCAACGCCGGCUUCACCAUCGAGGCCAGCGUCGGGGGCCAGCAGUUCUCCGAGUAUCUGCUGGCACGACGCGUUCCAAUGUGAUAGGCUCUGGCUUGGGACUCCCCAGCUCCCCAGGAGGCUGUGGCUGUAGCUGCAGCACCAGCAGCAGCUGCAUCUGCAUCUGCUCCCAUGGUUCCGGUGGCUCCUGUGGCUUCUGUUUCCGGUUCCGGUUCGGGUUCGGGUUCGGGUUCCCUGCGACGCAGGCCUCUGAUCCAUGUGCGUUGCAGGCGCUAAUUGAUCUGGGUCAGGUGACCAAAAAUCACAGGUGGGGAGGAUGAUAUAUGAACAAUUCCAAGUGAUACCAAGUACUGACAAAAUCAAGGUUAAUCUACUACAAUUGCAUGGUUUUUGAGGUGAAAUUCCAAAGCAGCAACUUUAACUAUCAUAUUCAAUUCUGAUAGAUUUCACAUCUUCAUUGAGAUCGAAAAUUAGCUUCUAAACAGAGAAGUCAUCUGAAAUAUGGAAGUUUGUUAGUUAUUUUAAGCUGUCUGGCAAACCUUUCUCCGCAAAACCCGUCACAUUUCCAGAAAUUGCAGUAGACUAUUACCUUCAUAAGCAAAUACCAUCCAGAAUUGUUCAUAUAUUCAACUGAAACCACCCUCGUUGGGGGUAUUGCACUGCUCUGAGCAGUAAAAAAAAACAACUUUUAGAAUUACUUGGAAACCCUUCGCUGCGGACGCAAGUUCCGAAUCUGAAUCCAAAUGUUAUUUAAUGUUUAUCAAUUAAGUUUGCUGGCACAGACACUGGACGCAAACACACCCGUGCGUAUUAUUAAGCAUUUAGAGAGCCCAGAGCCCAGCACUGAUUUUGUUUUUUAGCCUUGCGUUUAAGUCGAAUAUUGUUUUCUCUAAGUGUACCACCUACUGCUAAUGACCUUGAGUUGUUCCAUUGAUUCGAAUUGGCCAGGAAUCGAAGCUGGCUUAAAUUAUUGUAUCACACACACACAAACACGGAAAACUAUGGUAGAGUAACUCACAGCGAAAAUAGUUUUGUAGUACUUAAUUGAUGUAAUUGAACCUUUAUGAAUGUAAACUAUGGGAUAACUUUUUCAAUAUAUACGAACCGACGUCUAAAUAGUCUACACCAAUUCAAAUACAAUUACAUGCAAAUAUAGAUAUAUUCAACAAAAUACAGUUUGCGACCACGCCCUCUAUAGAACAACCACUCAAUUGAAUAUUUAAAUAAAGCAAAAAAUAUGUGUAAA